Messenger RNA from Postia placenta MAD-698-R-SB12, 585 nucleotides. RefSeq lists its product as hypothetical. The transcript has 2 exons. Lineage: Eukaryota; Fungi; Basidiomycota; Agaricomycetes; Polyporales; Adustoporiaceae. The record is from RefSeq and is a predicted model, not a curated record. Bases 32 to 313 code for a protein of 93 amino acids.
GCAGGCACUUGCUCACGAGCCGAAGUACAACAUGACGCCCAUCAUCGAGUGCCUGAACAUGCCCUUGUCGAACUCGUACCUGGAGACGAAUGACAACUCGACAAAUCCUCUGCCUCUUUCUCUUGCGCUAGCGAACAAGACGAGCUCAUCCGGGUCUGCAUCAGGUUCCGCCGGCAGCGCCAGUGCAAGUGGCACAAGUGGCAGCACCACAGGGUCCGAAAAGAGUGGUGCUCUGUCCUCUUUUGUCGCCAGCCCGGCGCUUGUCAACGCUGCUGUCGGUUUCCUUGCCGGAAUGGGCGCAAUUUUGCUUUAAGCACGUCGCCCGGCGCGGUGGGUGGAAUCCCUCAUGCAGGCCUUUUGUGAACCUUCCCGCUUCGAAGACACUGCCUAUCAUCGAAGAAGCGUACAUGCCUUGGCGUCCCCACAUUUAUUCAUAGACGUGCACGCUUCUCGCAUUGCAUCUUCCGGAUUGGUACAUUCGCAUUUCUGCCAAGCAUUCCACCGCAAUACGGUGCCUUUUAGCUUAAUGUCUAGCGGACUACACUUAACCUAGUUUCAUAAUCGUACAUGAUGUUUGGCUUGGCG